Miscanthus lutarioriparius is the source of this 627-nucleotide messenger RNA. The record is from the annotation of a GenBank genome assembly. NCBI's taxonomy places the organism in Eukaryota, Viridiplantae, Streptophyta, Magnoliopsida, Poales, Poaceae.
AUGUCUCUCCGGGCCCUGAGUUCCCUUCUCAUCCGAAGGUUCUCGUCACACCGGAUCCCCGCCGCGCAGGCGGCGCAGGCGGAGACCAUAGGGUCGGCGUCGGGGAGGCCAACACGCUCUCUCCACACUCUGAGCAAUCCGGACGCUGCCGUGGGCGCUCGUGGUGCUUUGGCCGUGGCCGGGUUGGCUGCACUGGUCGGAAUCGUGUACCUCAAGAAAGAUGACAAAGCUGGCGAGGUGACCGACGAGGGGGCCAGCAACGUGGUGGUGACUGACAUGGAGGCGGCUCUAAAUGAUCCAGCCAUCGUGGCAAUGUUCGUGGAUAAAGAUGGCAACAUUGCCCGGAUGGAGUACAAUGAUUACCUCAUUUUUCGCAUGCAGUAUCUUGAUGGGAAGGUGGCCGUGGAGCAGGAGGGCAACGUGAUGAAGGCUGAUGAGGCAGUGAUGAAGAAAAGGUUUGAGGAAUGGAGGAAGGAGCAUGACGAGGCGUACGAGAACCACAGGAAGAUGGUCAUGGAGCAGGAGUACAAGGUUGAUGAGGCAGUGAUGAAGAAAAGGUUUGAGGACUGGAUGAAGGAGUAUGGCCGGACCUACAAGGACGAGGAGGAGAAGGCUCGACGAACUUAG